Molecule: messenger RNA, 786 nt
Organism: Lachancea fermentati
Lineage: Eukaryota; Fungi; Ascomycota; Saccharomycetes; Saccharomycetales; Saccharomycetaceae
Source: the annotation of a GenBank genome assembly
AUGUUUUUAACAAGAAGUGAAUACGAUCGUGGUGUGAGCACUUUUUCUCCAGAGGGCAGACUAUUUCAAGUUGAGUACUCUUUGGAGGCCAUUAAACUCGGCUCCACAGCGAUUGGCAUUGCCACCAGUGAGGGUGUUGUUCUCGGUGUAGAGAAAAGAGUAACAUCUCCACUAUUAGAAAGUGAUUCCAUUGAGAAAAUUGUGGAGAUUGAUCGUCACAUUGGGUGUGCCAUGAGUGGGUUGACUGCUGAUGCACGUUCUAUGAUUGAGCAUGCUCGUGUCGCUUCUGUGACACACAACCUUUACUAUGAUGAGGACAUAGGGGUAGAAUCUCUUGCACAAUCAGUAUGUGAUCUAGCAUUGAGAUUCGGUGAAGGUGCUUCUGGUGAGGAAAGAUUAAUGUCAAGGCCAUUCGGUGUCGCAUUGCUGAUCGCAGGCUAUGACAAAGAAGAAGGAUACCAAUUGUACCACGCAGAACCGUCAGGAACUUUCUAUAGAUACGAUGCAAAAGCAAUUGGUUCAGGCUCUGAGGGUGCUCAAGCUGAACUUCAAAAUGAAUGGCACUCUUCAUUGACUCUCAAGGAAGCUGAAAAGCUCGUAUUAAAGAUCUUGAAGCAGGUGAUGGAGGAAAAACUAGAUGAAGAUAACGCUCAGUUGAGCAGCAUUACCAAGGAGGAUGGCUUCCAGAUAUAUAGCGAUGAGAAAACAGCUGCCAUAAUUAAAGAAUUAAAAGAGAGCGAGGCACAUGAAGAACCUGAAGGCCAAGAUGUCGAAAUGACAACAUAA